CGAGCUUAUCCUUAGCCUGGUUUAAGAACAACACUAGCCUUAAUUCAAAUUUGCGUGAGAAAUUAUUGUCUUCAGCCUCGUUUGUUGAAAGUGACAAAAAAGCCAUACACCACUUGCAAAACCGAUUGGCUAAUUCUUUUCGCCAUGGCCUUCAUACAAUUUCUCUGCAACCCAAUAAUCUUUACGGCUUUAGCUCUAAUCCCAGCUCUUUUCAUAUUCCAAAUGUUCACUAGGAAGUUAAUGAAGAAAGAAAACCAGAGAGAGAAGAAGUACCAUCCAAUUGGUGGCACAGUGUUUAACCAGCUCCUCAACUUCAAUAGGUUGCACCAUUACAUGACUGAUCUUGCUGCCAAGUACAGGACUUACAGGCUCCUAGGCCCUUUCAGAAAUGAGAUUUACACUUCUGAGCCAUCAAAUGUUGAGUACAUACUCAAAACCAACUUCCAAAAUUAUGGCAAGGGGGAGCAUAAUUACAACAAUUUAAGGGAUUUACUGGGUGAUGGAAUUUUCACCGUUGAUGGUGACAAGUGGCGCCAACAAAGAAAGGUAUCAAGCUAUGAGUUCUCCGCGAAGGUGUUGAGGGACUUCAGCAGUGUUGCCUUCAGAAAAAAUGCAGUGAAACUUGCUGGUAUAGUGUCUGAAGCUGCAAAAUCCAACCAGUCAAUGGAUAUGCAGGACCUGUUUAUGAAGUCAACCUUGGAUUCAAUAUUCAGAGUUGCAUUUGGAGUUGAACUAGACAGUAUGUGUGGAUCAAAUGAAGAAGGUGUCAUAUUUACCAAUGCUUUUGACAAUGCAAGUGCAAUGACCCUUUGGCGAUAUGUUGAUGUCUUUUGGAAGAUUAAAAGAUUUCUGAAUAUUGGAUCUGAAGCAGCAUUAAAGAAAAACAUUAAAGUAGUUGAUGAUUUUGUGUAUAAAUUAAUCAAUAGUAAAAUUGAACAAAUGCACCACUUAAAAGAUAAUAUCUCUAUGCAGACAAAGAAAGAUGAUAUUUUAUCACGGUUCCUGCAAGUGACUGAGACUGACAAAACUUAUUUAAGGGACAUCAUUCUUAACUUUGUGAUUGCUGGCAAAGACACAACAGCAGCCACUCUAUCUUGGUUCAUCUAUGUGCUCUGCAAACACCCUGCUGUUCAGGAAAAGGUUGCAGAGGAAGUAAGAGAAGUUUCUAAAGUGAAAGAAGUUAAAAGUUUUGCAGACUUUGCAGCCACCAUUGAUGAUGAAGCUCUAGAAAAGAUGAGCUAUCUACAUGCAGCUAUAACAGAAACACUCAGACUCUAUCCAGCGGUGCCAGUGGAUGCAAAGAUUUGCUUUUCUGAUGAUACUCUACCAGAUGGUUUUAGUGUGAAAAAAGGAGAUAUGGUGUCUUACCAACCUUAUGCAAUGGGCCGGAUGAAAUUCAUUUGGGGCAAUGAUGCUGAGGAAUAUAAACCAGAGAGAUGGCUCAACGAGGAUGGUGUGUUUCAGCAAGAGAGCCCUUUCAAGUUUACUGCCUUCCAGGCUGGGCCACGAAUGUGUCUAGGGAAAGAAUUUGCUUAUAGACAGAUGAAGAUUUUCUCAGCCGUUUUGUUGGGCUCUUUCAUUUUCAAACUCAGCGAUGAAAAGAAGGCUGUCAACUACCGCACAAUGAUUAAUCUUCAUGUUGAUGGUGGCCUCCAUGUUUGUGCAUUUCACAGAUACAAAACUUGAUAUCAUAUCUGUUAUAUGAAGCAUGGAUGUGACAUCAAGCUGAAAACUAUUCAUGGGUAUAAAACAUAUUUAAGGUAUUUGGUGGAACCUUGCUACUCCUUUAAGCUUUAAAUAAUGUUUGCUUUUUGUAGAAAGAGAUAAUUCUUAUUGAUUUCAAUCAAUCUAUACAUGGGUAUAUAUAUACAA
Hevea brasiliensis (rubber tree) is the source of this 1872-nucleotide messenger RNA. Its product is annotated as cytochrome P450 704C1. The record is from RefSeq and is a predicted model, not a curated record. Bases 145 to 1686 code for a protein of 513 amino acids. The transcript has 6 exons. Gene Ontology annotation, molecular function: monooxygenase activity; heme binding; oxidoreductase activity, acting on paired donors, with incorporation or reduction of molecular oxygen. Lineage: Eukaryota; Viridiplantae; Streptophyta; Magnoliopsida; Malpighiales; Euphorbiaceae.